Molecule: messenger RNA, 2283 nt
Organism: Racocetra persica
Lineage: Eukaryota; Fungi; Glomeromycota; Glomeromycetes; Diversisporales; Gigasporaceae
Source: the annotation of a GenBank genome assembly
AUGUCUAAGUCGGAAUUUGUCGGGUCACGAUUUUUCAGAGGUGGAUCAGACAGUGAAUCAGAGGAGGAGGAUAUUAUUUCAUCGGAUGAAUUAUCAGACGAGGGUGAUAUUAGUGAAGAACCAGAGUCCGAAGAUGAAGUAGUAAAACCACAACAAUCAAAAUAUCUUAAAGAUGUCUCCUCAGAAGAUAGUGAUUCUGAAAUUGAUAAAAAGGAGCGGUUCAAGUCUGGCAGAGAUAAAAGGUUGGAAGCAAUUGAAACUUGUAUAAAAGCUAUCGAGAAUGCGCAAAAAAUUAAUGACUGGGUCGUGAUUCAAAAUGUUGAGAAAAAGAAGCCAGGAAAAGAUACUGGUGAUCUUGACUCACAAUCAGACGUAUUAUCCGAAGAUGGUGCUGGAGCAGAACAGUUUACUAAAGUAGGAAAGAGUAAAUCUAUAGAAUUUACAUCUGAUAACUUGUUCAAAAAGUUGAGAGAAAUAAUGGAAGCGAGGGGAAAAAAGAAUACUGACCGCUUGGAGCAAAUCAAAACUCUUCAAAAACUUUUGGAAGUUGCUGUAACACCGUAUCAACAAAUUCGCGUAUUGAUUGCUUUAAUACCUGCUCAGUUUGAUUAUAAUCCCAGCAUGAGCAAUUAUAUGAAUGUUGAUAUGUGGAAAAGCACCCAGAAAGAGAUUAACCAACUUUUAACAAUUCUUGAAACUAAUCCUCAAUUCAUGAUUCAUGAAUUUAUGGAGGAAGAUGUUGAUGAGAAAGAACCUGUGAUUGAGCCUGGUCAAAUAUUUGGUAUACGUGGUUCAAUUGUUUCUUUCAUUGAUCGUUUAGACGAUGAGUUCACAAAAUCAUUACAAAAUAUCGACCCACAUACUACGGAUUACGUGGAUAGAUUGAAAGAUGAGACAGACCUGUAUGACACUAUUAUAAGGGGUCAAAUCUAUUUUGAAAAGAAUGAAUUAAAUGAGAGUACAAGCAGGGUCGUUAUGAGAAGGUUGGAACAUCUGUAUUAUAAGCCCGAUCAAGUAAUACAAACAGUCGAAAACACAGUUCAACAGUUAUACCCGGCAGGUCUUACCUCAAAAAUAACCACACCUACGUCCAGCAGUGAUCCUUCAGAGUUAAUUCACGCACUUUGCGUUUACCUCUACAAGAAAGGCGAAUCUCUGCUACGUACACGUGCUAUGCUUUGUCACAUUUAUCAUCACGCAUUACACAACCGCUUUUAUGUUGCGCGAGACAUGCUCUUGAUGUCACAUUUGCAAGAUAAUAUUCAUCAAAGUGAUGUAGGAACUCAAAUUUUGCACAAUCGUACCAUGGUUCAAGUUGGCCUUUGUGCUUUCCGGGAAGGGAUGAUCAAAGAAGCCCAAAGUUGUUUACAAGAAAUUUGUGGAACAGGUCGUACGAAAGAAUUGUUGGCUCAGGGUUUACAAUUACAGAGAUAUUCACAACUCCCAGUAGAGCAAGAAAAACUAGAUCGUCAACGCCAAUUACCGUUCCAUAUGCAUAUUAAUUUAGAAUUAUUGGAGUGUGCUUAUUUGACAUGCUCUAUGCUUUUAGAAAUACCCAGCAUGGCGGCUGCAGGAUCAAAUCCCGAAGCACGUAAGAAGGUUAUUAGUAAACCUUUCAGAAGAAUGUUAGAUUACAAUGAAAGACAAGUCUUCAGCGGUCCCCCGGAAAAUACGCGGGAUCACAUUAUGGGCGCGGCUAAGGCACUUGCAGCAGGUGAAUGGAAAAGAUGUCAAGAACUUAUAAGUGCCAUAAAAAUUUGGGACUUAAUGCCAGAAACGCAAAAGAUAAAAGAAAUGUUGAAUAGAAAAAUUCAAGAAGAAGGCCUUCGCACAUAUUUAUUCACAUAUUCAUCAUAUUACGAAACGUUAGGGCUUGAGCAAUUAGCUACAAUGUUUUCUUUGCCUACGAAUGCAGUAACUGCCAUAAUUUCAAAAAUGAUUUGGAAUGAAGAAUUGGUCGCAUCACUAGAUCAAGUCGAUAGUGUUGUCGUAUUACACCGAGUUGAACCGACAAAGGUUCAGCAGUUCGCUUUAAUGUUUGCUGAAAAAGUAGCAUCAUUUGUAGAAGCAAAUGAAAAAACAUUAGAAUUGAAACAACAGGCCGGACAAAAUCAAAGAGAUCAACAAAGGCAAAAAGGGCAAGCCAAUCAACAACAGAAUAUUGAAAAACGAACGACCUAUCAAAAGAGAGACGGACAACAGCAACGGUCUCGAAAUAAUUUCAAUAAUGUUUUGGGUAAUAGUGUACGAGGAAGGACGCAACAAAAUCGAUAUAGGUCAUAA